Messenger RNA from Camelina sativa (false flax), 1162 nucleotides. The record is from RefSeq and is a predicted model, not a curated record. Lineage: Eukaryota; Viridiplantae; Streptophyta; Magnoliopsida; Brassicales; Brassicaceae.
GUGGUGGCCUCGUGUCCGUGAAAGGUCUCUCGACUCAGGCUACGUCGUCUUCUCUCAGCGAUCCGAAUCCCAACUGGUCUAAUAGGCCACCAAAGGAGACGAUCCUUCUCGAUGGUUGCGAUUUCGAGCACUGGCUUGUCGUCGUUGAGCCACCUGAGGGUGAACCUACUAGAGACGAGAUCAUUGAUAGCUACAUCAAAACCCUAGCUCAGAUUGUUGGAAGUGAAGAAGAAGCUAGGAUGAAGAUCUACUCGGUUUCAACUAGGUGUUACUAUGCUUUUGGAGCUCUUGUGUCAGAAGAUCUUUCUCACAAGAUUAAAGAGUUGCCAAAGGUGCGCUGGGUUCUUCCUGAUUCUUACCUGGAUGUGAGGAACAAAGACUACGGAGGGGAACCUUUCAUCGAUGGGAAGGCUGUUCCUUAUGAUCCUAAGUAUCAUGAGGAGUGGAUAAGGAACAAUGCUAGAGCAAAUGAAAGAAACAGACGCAAUGACCGUCCUCGCGGAAACUCUGAUAGAAGCAGAAACUUUGAGAGGAGAAGAGAGAACAUGGCAGGAGGCCCUCCUCCUCAACGUCCUCCAAUGGGAGGACCCCCGCCUCCUCCUCCACACGUGGGAGGACCCCCGCCUCCUCCACACAUGGGUGGCUCUGCACCUCCUCCACACAUGGGGCAGAACUACGGAGGACCACCUCCACCGAACAACAUGGGAGGACAAAGGCCACCAUCAAACUAUGGAGGACCACCGCCACAAAACAACAUGGGUGGACAGAGGCCGCCACCUAACUAUGGAGGAGCACCACCAGCAAACAACAUGGGAGGAGCACCACCAAACUAUGGAGGAGGACCACCGCCAAACUAUGGAGGACCACCGCCACCAAACUAUGGAGGACCACCGCCACCAAACUAUGGAGGAUCACCACCUCCUAACUAUGGAGGAGCAGCACCACAGAACAACAACUACCAGCAGCAGAGUGGUGGAAUGCAGCAGCCACAGUACCAGAACAACUAUCCGCCAAACCGGGAUGGCAGCGGGAACCCCUACCAGGGUUGAAGCAGUCGUGGGUUUCCUAUUUUAAUCAUGCAUUCUGGGCUGUGUAUAGAUAAUUUGAGGAAGAGAGAGUGCAACAGCAAGACUUAAAAACUCCUUUUUAUCUCGAGUGUUUU